UACACAUUAAUGCGGAGGAGUAGCUGGCGUCCAGGUCCUGCAGCUCCUGGGCCCAGAAUAGUGUUCCAGCAGGCGCCGAAGGCAGCGCUCGCUUCGCGGCUGAUUUUUGGUCCAAUUGGUUGGAUAAAGCCAAAGCCAAAAGCACCAGGAAUCAGCUUGCAGUACCCCAACACGAUUCAAAAAAUACAGGUGAAAUUUUUGCAAAUAUCUUCAAUUGACAACGACAGCAGCAACAAAAAUAACAACAGUUUUAGGAAAGCGUACUAUAAACAAUAUACUAUAAUAACAAAACCAUCGUCGAUUUGCAGUACCUAAUCAAACUAGAUCAAUUCAGAAUGGCCGAGUAUAAGCCAUCGACUUCGUGGCCGCACCGGAUGAUGAGCUUCCAGUGCCGGCAGGCGGAUCUGAACCGCCUGGUGAUGAACUACCUGGUGACAGAGGGCUAUCAAGAGGCCGCCAAGCGGUUCAUGACCGAGGCGUCCGUGGCGCCGGGACCUCACAUGAACACCAUUGGGGACCGACUGAGGAUCCAGGAUGCGGUGAGGGUGGGUCAGGUCAAGUACGCCAUGGACCUGGCCACACGGAUCUAUCCGCGCCUCUUCGAGACCGACAACUAUGUGUUUUUCCACAUGCAACAGUUGCGUCUGAUCGAGAUGAUCAGGGACCAGAAGAUGGAGAAGGCCCUAAAGUUCGCCCAAAGCAAGGCUGCGGGAUUCUCGAAGGUCGACCCAAGACACUUCCACGAGGUGGAACGCACCAUGGGACUCCUGGCCUUCGAUCGCCCGGAAUACAGUCCCUAUGGGGAGUUGAUGUACUAUUCCUAUCGUCAGAAGGUCGCUAGCGAAAUAAAUGUAGCCAUGUUGCGCUGCCAGGAGAUGGAGGACGGUAAGGACAAGGACGAGCCCAUGGAGCCGAGGAUGAUGUUCCUCAUCAAGCUGAUCCUUUGGGCCCAGGCCAAGCUGGAUCGCGAGGGCUGUACCGACUUCCAAAAGAUCGAUCUCGGCCACGGCGAUUUCGAGGAGGAGUUUCGCCGGAGCUUCCAGGGCUUCUAAGGCGAUAAACAAACAAUAAUUGUCCAACGAUCGGUCGGCGUCUACUGCGAGACUAUAUAAAUGUAUUUUUUUUUUUUAGCAAAUCUACACACACGAAAGUAUUUUUUUUGAACCUACAAAUAUAAAUGUCAUUUUUUUUGAAUGGAUGUUGAAUAUUAAAUAUUUCCAUAUCUUGA
Messenger RNA from Drosophila subpulchrella, 1228 nucleotides. RefSeq names its product glucose-induced degradation protein 8 homolog. Gene Ontology annotation, molecular function: protein binding. The record is from RefSeq and is a predicted model, not a curated record. Gene Ontology annotation, cellular component: cytoplasm; nucleus. Gene Ontology annotation, biological process: proteasome-mediated ubiquitin-dependent protein catabolic process. Lineage: Eukaryota; Metazoa; Arthropoda; Insecta; Diptera; Drosophilidae. The coding region runs from base 336 to 1052 and encodes 238 amino acids. The transcript has 4 exons.